This is a messenger RNA of Didymodactylos carnosus, 2586 nucleotides long. Lineage: Eukaryota; Metazoa; Rotifera; Eurotatoria; Philodinida; Philodinidae. The record is from the annotation of a GenBank genome assembly.
AUGAUAAUAUUCUCUUUUACAUUUGAAAAUAAUGUUUAUGAUGUUUUAUUACAAGAAGAAUUACCUAUCGGCUCAAUUGUUUAUGAUUUAAAUAAAUUACCACAACAACAAAAUAAACUAUUAACAUAUCAAUUACUUGAAUCAUCAUCAUUAUUCACAUUUAAUAGUACAACAAAUUUAAUAAUUAUUUCUAAACGUAUUGAUCGUGAUACACUAUGUCCAAAUGAUGAAAGUUGUAAUUCUUGUAUAUUUAAAAUAAAACUCUAUGAUAUGAUAAAACAUUCAAUUAUUUUAUUAAAUGUUAAUAUUCAAGAUAUAAAUGAUAAUUCACCUAUUUUUAGUUCAAAUUUAUAUUCUGUUCAAAUAACUGAAAAUAAUAUGCCAGGUAUUAAAAUUCGUCUAAGUAAAGCCGAUGAUAGUGAUUGUUCACAAUUGAAUGGUGUUCAAUUUUAUGAAUUAAAAUAUAAAAAAAAUGAAAAUUUUAUAAUAUCAUCUAUUAAUAUUCAUUAUCAAGAAGUCAAAAAUAAUGAUAAUCAUUUUUUUUAUCUAUUCUAUGAUUCAUUUGAACUAUAUCUCGUUGUUAAUAUGAGUCUUGACCGUGAAUUACAAAGUGACUAUAAAUUUACUAUAACAGCCAAUGAUAGUUUACAUUCAACAUCAACGGAUUUAACACUCAUCGUUCUCGAUGUUAAUGAUCAUAAUGCAAGAUUUUCUCAAUCAGUCUAUUCUGUUAAUAUAUCGGAAACAACACCGUCAGAAACAAUUUUAUUAAAAUUAGAUGCAUUUGAUUCGGAUGAAGGUGAAAAUGGACGAUUACAUUAUUCAAUAAUAAAUGUUGAUGGAAUAAAAAUAGUUGAAUCGGAUAAAUCUUCUAUACCAUUUCGUUUGGAUUCAAGAACGGGUGAACUUCGAUUAGUUACAACACCAACACAUAGUCUCGAUUAUGAAAUAAAAAAAGUUUAUAAAUUAACCAUAUCAGCAACUGAUGGUGGUAUUGGAUCAAUUCCUGCUUUAGCUACCGUUUAUGUUAAUGUUGUUAAUGAAAAUGAUAAUUUACCAGUGAUUACAUUGACAUUUGGUUCAAAUCAAGCUGAUCAUAAUCUAAGUGAAGUGUAUAUUAAUGAAAAUCAGCCAAAUUCAACAUUUAUUGCCUAUGUAUCAAUUAAUUAUCGUGAUCAAACAGUAAUAAAUAAUCAUCUUAAAUGGGAUGUUGUAUCAUCUGAUUUGAAUUCAAAACAUUCAUCAGGAUUUUUUAUUCAAAAACUUACAUCAGCUACGUUUACUCUUUUAACUGAUCAUUCUUAUGAUCGAGAAAAUCAAACAUAUUAUUCUGUUAUUAUACGUGCAAAAGAUGAAUUAAAUAUAGUUGAAAAACAUUUUCAAAUCAUUGUUAAUGAUUUAAAUGAUAAUCCGCCUAUGUUUAAUUCCAGUAUAUUUGACAUUGAUUUAGAUAAAUAUCGUUUAUCUAUAUCAAAAUUAGUUUUUACAUUACGUGCUAUAGAUGCGGAUAUUGGAGAGAAUGGACGAGUGAGUUAUAUGAGAAAAAGUCUAUCAUGGCCAUAUUGGAUUAAUUUAUUUGAUAAUAAUACGGGUAUAGCUUAUUUAACUAUAAAUUGUUCACAAAUGGGAAAUGAUUCAUUAUCAUUUGAUGAUGGAUGGUUUCAUUUGUCAAAUGGAGAAAUAUGGUUAGAAAUUGAAGCUUAUGAUCAUGGUGAAUCUCGACUAUCAUCUACAACUAAAAUACGUCUAUAUCGUUCAAGUGUCGUAGCUCAAUUAGAUAAGACAAAUGAACAACUUGAUGGUACUGUUCGUAGUAUAUUACAUCAACGAUCAUCACAAUUAUUAAAUUGGUUCAAAAAUGACUAUGUUAUUAUAGCAUUUGCCGUUAUUCUAGCCAUUUUACUCUUAUCUAUUAUUUUUUUCGUCUGCUGUUGUAUACGAAUUAAACGUAGUAGACAUAAUAAUAAUGGUGGUACAAUGAACAAAAAUGAUCGAUGGAAGAAAAAAUCAACAUCGUUAAUAACAACAAUCGUUAGAGAUGAUAAUAAUCAUAACAAAAAAAUCAUACAAUCAUCAUCGUCUUCGUCAUCAAACAAUGAUGAACAUAGUUCAUUUGGUAGUCUAUGCUCAGAAAAAUCGGAUAAUGUAACUGUUGAAACAGCAGCUAGUUGUAAUAUGGAUCUGUUUCUAUUUUCACCAUCUCAAAAAUCUUCUAAUAUUGAAAAAUCAACAAUUCGUGAACAAUAUAAUGAAUCAUCAUCAUCAACAAAUGGCAAUGUGACAAAUUAUCAGUUUUGUUUUGUAAAUACUUUGCCAGCAUCUAAUAUUUAUCAACCAACAGACAAUAAAAACAUAUUAGAUCAUCAUUCAUCACCACCAUCGACAUUAUUUAGUGAAAGUUUAAGUAAUAGAUUAUUUAAUUCUAUUCAACAAGAUUUAUCAUUAUUAACAGAAAAUUUUCGUUCAUCGUCAUCACUAUCAAAGGAGAUGGGAAAACAUAAUAAUAAUAAUAUACACAAUCAAGAAUUAGAAACAGUAAGAGACGAAAUUGACUGUUUAUUUGUGAAACGGGGUACCUAUGUGUAA